CUUUCUCUCUGUCUCUCCCCCAUUGCCAUUGUUCAGAGUAUAUUCUGUAACCUUCUUCUUUCCAACUGCAUCUCACCCCUUACCGAUUCCACGACAUUAGUACCUCUUUGCGUUGCAGGGUCCCCGCCAAGGGCCACCAAUCCAGAGGCUGCAACAAGCGGGAGGCUGCACUAGAACCUCUCCCUAGAGAUGCGGCAUCGGUGCGACCGAGUCGGAGUCGGAGCAGGAAUCGGUCACACUGACUCUUUGAGCACUAGACAAACAACGGUCCAGCUCAUCUGGCCAACCAACGACAAUUCUGAUCAACUUCGCUCACACACUCUCUUAUCAAUCUCUGCUUUGUUAGGGACGAAUCAACUUGUUCAACCAGCGAUCGGCUUUUCUGGUCUAGCCGUCUGGAGAACCCAAACGAACUGGUGGAUCACCGAUCGCUGUCACGCUCCACUCUUCCACUCCAUGGCUCCAGCUCUCGACAUAGUAGACAAUUGUUCGGGUCAUGUGCUGUAGCUCUAAACUUCUUAACUUGUCACACCAGUCUUUCAGAUCCUCUUAUCUGACAACGCCUCACGUUACGGGCGCAUACUGGUAGCACGAGCAGCCGUUCAAGAGUCACGACGGGAUACUGCUGUGUCCGGUCGGCUCUUAUGCGUGAAGAGCGACGUGGAACAUCUAAACAUAGGAAUGAACCUUACAUUUGCAUUGACGAACCAAAGAAGCAUCCUUGGAUUGCCGUUCCAUCCAUGCGCCCCUUCGAUUCAAGGCAUUAGACACCCAUCCAUGGGUGUCUUGAGCACAAUCCCGGAAUAUCCCAUUGUGAUAAGGUUCUUACCCCGUAGCGGAGUGGAAUGUUCAUGGGUAGACUUUGGAGAAACAGCUUGA
Aspergillus piperis CBS 112811 is the source of this 879-nucleotide messenger RNA. RefSeq lists its product as uncharacterized. The record is from RefSeq and is a predicted model, not a curated record. NCBI's taxonomy places the organism in Eukaryota, Fungi, Ascomycota, Eurotiomycetes, Eurotiales, Aspergillaceae. The transcript has a single exon. The coding region runs from base 190 to 507 and encodes 105 amino acids.